UGCUGGCCAUAAAGGAAGUUCAUUCGACUUGAGUCCAAAUAAAAAUAAACCGAUCCGAUCCCAGCGGAGAUGCAGUCGCGCAGCAAGUCCGAGAUGAAGCCCAUAAGAAAGGAGAUCCUCAAUCCGGGCAACAGCUACAUCGAGCUGACCCCGGGCACCAGGGUGAAGUUCCACUUCCAGACGCGCAGGGCCGGCGACACUCGCAUCAUCGACGACAGCCGCAAGAUGGAGAAGCCCAUGGAGCUGGUGCUGGGCAAGAAGUUCAAGCUGGAGGUCUGGGAGCUGAUUGUGCAGCAGAUGUCCCUCAACGAGGUGGCCAAGUUCACUGUGCACAAGUCGCUCUGCGCCCAGUAUCCGUUCAUAUCGAAAACGCUGCGCGACAUUGGCAAGAAGCCCGAGGAGCGACGCCACUGCUGCGGCAUGACGCUGCAGAACGAGGGCAUUGGUUACCCCGAUCUUGACGAGCUACUCCAGCAUCCCUCCGAGCUGGAGUUCAUCAUCGAGCUGAUCUCCAUCGAGCUGCCCGAGCAGUAUGAGAAGGAGCGCUGGCAGAUGUCCGACGAUGAGAAGAUGCUGGCCACCAGCACGCUGCGCGAGCGUGGCAACAAUUUCUACAAGGCCAGCAGGUUCACGGAGGCGGAGACCUGCUACCGCGAGGCCGUGGGCAUUGUGGAGCAGCUGAUGCUGAAGGAGAAGCCCCACGACGAGGAGUGGCAAGAGCUGGCGGCCAUCAAGACGCCGCUGCUGCUCAACUAUGCGCAAUGCCGGCUGAUAGCUGGCGACUACUAUGCCGUGAUCGAGCACUGCAACGAGGUGCUCACCCUGGAUCCGCGCAAUGUGAAGGCUCUGUUCCGGCGGGCCAAGGCUCAUGCUGGCGCCUGGAAUCCGGCCCAGGCACGUCGCGACUUCCUCGACGCUCUGGCACUGGAUGCCACCCUAAAGACGACCGUGUCGAAGGAGCUGAAGUCCAUUGAGGAUCAGCAGCAGGCCCGUAACGUCCAGGAUCGCAUUCAUAUGCAGAAGCUCUUCUAGAACAUAAGUUGCGUCAACGUGCUGCUCAUGCUGCUCGUCUAUUGGAGCAGCUACCUGCAGCGCUAGCAGUACCUGUCCCUGCCCCCCAUCCUGUUGCUGGCCGUCAGCUUUGCCCACUGCCUCGUGCUGCUCUGCUCGCUGGCCAACCUAUUCCUCUGCUGCUGGACGCUCAAGAAGCUGCUGCGGGCACUGCGGCUGGCCAGCCGGUGACCAGAGGCAAGAGAACACAAUCAACUUAGGUACGACCUCAUUCUGUGAGAGCUGCAUUUCGGAACACUAUACACUAUAUACUAUACUAUGCUCAUCCCUCGCCUCGAAUCACGUUCAUUUUCCACGCUGUAGGCUAAAAUCUCGAAGUAUAUUGUAAAUGUAACAUCCAGAUGGAUGGAUGAUGUAUACAUGGUGUGUAAGAUGUUGUUCACGUAGCGUUUACCAAAACAGGAAUCAAAUGUCCAUAGUCGUAUCUGUAUGUUUGUAUAAUGUUUAUCCACAUAUGCGAUAUUUACCCGUAGCUAGAAUCUACUCUAAGUCUAGACAAAUUCUAUAUAAGAUGUAAUAAAUGUGCUUGAUGCUGUCUAAUUGUUAAAUGUAGUACGCGAUAAGAAUGCGUAAUAAAAUGCAUUAGCAUAAGGUAUUAAAUUGUGUAAAAUAAAUGUGUGUACCCUUCUCAACU
This is a messenger RNA of Drosophila subpulchrella, 1705 nucleotides long. RefSeq names its product AH receptor-interacting protein. Lineage: Eukaryota; Metazoa; Arthropoda; Insecta; Diptera; Drosophilidae. The record is from RefSeq and is a predicted model, not a curated record. The coding region runs from base 70 to 1032 and encodes 320 amino acids. The transcript is spliced from 3 exons. Gene Ontology annotation, molecular function: peptidyl-prolyl cis-trans isomerase activity; protein binding.